AUGGUCCUCAAGCUCUACGGCGCAACCGGCGCGACGUGCACCAAGCGCGUCCGCAUCGUCCUCGAGGAGCUCGCCACCCCCUACGAGCUCAUCGCCGUCAACGUCGCCGCGGGCGAGCACAAGGCCCCCGCGUACCUCGCCAACCAGCCGUUCGGCCAGAUCCCGUACAUCGACGACGACGGCUUCACGCUCUUCGAGUCCCGCGCCAUCUGCCGCUACCUCGCGCUCAAGUACGGCGGCGUCGCGGCCGGGCUCGUUCCCGCCGCGGGCGACCUCGAGGCCGUCGCGCGGUUCGAGCAGGCGGCGUCGGUCGAGAUGUCGAACUUUGACUCGAGCGCGAGCAAGCUCGCGUUCGAGAACCUGUUCAAGCCGAUGUUCGGGCAGACGACGGACACUGAGGCCGUCAAGGCACUCAUCCCGGUGCUCGAGGGCAAGAUCGCGGGCUACGAGACCAUGCUUGGGAAGACCAAGUACCUCGCUGGCGAUGUGGUGACGAUCGCGGACCUGUUCCACCUCCCGUACGGGUCCCUGCUCGCGCAGCAGAAGAUCGACUUUCUCGAGAGCGAGAAGUACCCGAACGUGGCGCGUUGGUGGAAAGAGGUGUCGUCGCGUCCGUCGUGGAAGAAGGUGACCUCUGCUUGA
Molecule: messenger RNA, 642 nt
Organism: Epithele typhae
Lineage: Eukaryota; Fungi; Basidiomycota; Agaricomycetes; Polyporales; Epitheliaceae
Product: glutathione transferase
Exons: 3
Coding region: 1-642 (213 amino acids)
Cellular component (GO): cytoplasm
Molecular function (GO): glutathione binding; glutathione transferase activity
Source: RefSeq, a predicted model, not a curated record